AGUCUGCAAGCGGAGAUGACUACCUUUGAAUGCAAAAAAUGAGCUACAAUCUCUUCCUUCUGGCUUUUGUCCUGGGCAUUGGUGGAACUUUCCAGUAUGGGUUGCAGAUCUCCAUUAUCAAUUCUCCUGCUGAGUACAUCAAAAGUUUCAUCCGUGAGACCUGGCUGAAGAGAUACGGCUCUUCUCCUAGUGAAGAGAUGAUUACUUUGAUGUGGUCCUUUGUUGUGUCCAUUCACAGCAUUGGUGGGCUUCUGGGGUCCUUGUGUGCUGGAUAUUUGUCUGUUAGAUUUGGAAGGAAGAAGGCCAUGCUGUCUGCCAAUAUCCCUGCUCUGCUGAGCGCAACUCUGAUGGGGCUCAGUCGGCUGUGCGGAUCCUUUGAGAUGAUCAUUGCUGGAAGGUUAUUUUCAGGAGUGUGUGGAGGUUUAGCUCUGAAUAUCCAUCUCAUGUAUGCUGGGGAAUGUGCCCCACGGAGGCUCCGCGGGCUCUUUGCCAUAACAGCUUCUACUGCCAUUGCUGUCGGGAAGUUUGUAGGAUUUGCUCUGGGUCUCAGAGAAGUUCUUGGAGUAGAUGCUCUCUGGCCUGUUCUCAUGGCAAUCAAUGCGCUUCCUGCCCUCAUUCAGCUUCUCACCCUCCCCUUCUUCCCAAACUCUCCCCGCUACCUGCUCAUUGACAAAAAGGACAAGGAGGGAUGCAUCGAAGCUGUGAAGCAGCUCUGGGGAGAUGGUGACCAUAUGGCCGAAAUAAAUGACAUGAUGGCAGAGCAAGAAGCCAUCCGUGGGGAGGAGGCUAAGAGCAUUUGUGAUCUUUUUCGUGACAAAGCUGUCCGUUGGCAGUUCAUCACUCUCUUCCUUGUCUCCUCAUGCACGCAGUUAAUUGGCAUCAAUGUGGUUUACUUCUAUGCAUACAAUGUCUUUAUAAAGGCUGGAAUCCCCCCUGCUCAAACCCACUAUGUCUCCCUGGGAGUUGGGAUCACCGAGAUCCUCAGCACAGUUCUGUGUGGUUUCCUAAUUGAGCGUGCAGGGAGGAAGACACUGUUGUGGAAAAGCUACACUGUCAUGGCCUUGGCUUUAGCGCUCCUCACAGUUACGCUUUCACUACAGGAUUCCUUUUUCUGGGUACCAUACUGCUCUGUUGCACUCAUCUUUAUUUUCAUCAUGAGCUUUGGCAUUGGGCCAGCUGGAGUAUUAUGUCCCUUGCCCACAGAAAUAUUUAUUCAGUCAUACAGACCAGCUGCUUAUGUUUUUAAUGGUGCUACAAACUGGAUCCAACUCUUCAUGCUUGGACUCCUGUUCCCUUUCAUUGUGGAAGGUCUUGGUAGUUUCUGUUUCAUCAUUUUCUUGACAUACUGUCUGUCCAUGGCUAUCUUUGUCUUUCUGGUGAUGCCAGAGACCAAAGGAAAGACCAUGCUGCAGGUCAUGGAGGAAUUCAACCACCUGAACUACCGUGGAAAGAAGAGACAGACAGCCCUACAGCAGAGUAACUGCUCAGUGAUGACUGUGACUAGACUUUAAUAACAAACUCUCCACUCCAUAUUUUGCUCUUUUAUUACUGUAGUGCCCAGAAGCGUCACUAAGCAAGAGAGAAUCCAUUGCUCCAUAAACAGCACACAUGUGUAUUUUAAAAAAUAAUCACCUGCAGUGCAGGGUGCAGAUGAACUUGGUGGUUCUCUCCAACUGCUGAAAUAUGAGCUGAAUUAAAUCCUCUGAAAAAAAA
This is a messenger RNA of Antrostomus carolinensis (chuck-will's-widow), 1713 nucleotides long. RefSeq names its product solute carrier family 2, facilitated glucose transporter member 11. The coding region runs from base 30 to 1511 and encodes 493 amino acids. Gene Ontology annotation, cellular component: plasma membrane. Lineage: Eukaryota; Metazoa; Chordata; Aves; Caprimulgiformes; Caprimulgidae. The record is from RefSeq and is a predicted model, not a curated record. Gene Ontology annotation, biological process: dehydroascorbic acid transport. The transcript has 12 exons. Gene Ontology annotation, molecular function: D-glucose transmembrane transporter activity.